AUGGCUAAUGAGACACCGUCCAACCUCACCACCGCCCCAGCCGGCACAGACAGUACGUUCGACGAGGUAGAGGAACUGUUCUUGCUCCAGAUGGCAGUUGCCAACAACGAGCCUCUUUCCCCACAGCUCAAGGCUGUAAUGGCAACCCAAGACACUACCGCCUCAACCGACAAACCUGCGGAAAGACGUCCAUCGCCAUUACUUAUGGAGCGACCGAGAAGCUCUGGUCUGGACCUAUCGGCUUUUUCUUUUGCAAAGCCUGCGCAAGGUCGCAAGCCAUUCACUCUUCAGGCAUCAACUAAGCCAUCGUCGUCCACAGCUGGGCUGAACAAUACUGCCACCCAGCACGAGCAUGCGCUGAAGAGUCAACUUGCAGUAUCCGACAAGGUCAUCCGCAAGAGAACGAUCGAAUUGGGAGCUUACAGAUCCCAGGUCGAUGCAUGGCAGUCGAAGAUAACGAACAUCAAAGGCUUUGUCAACCAGCUUGGUUCCGACUUCCAGACCCUCCGUAGCGAUGCAAACCGGCUCUUGGCGGCGAAGAAGAGCGUGCAUGACGAAAGGACAGAUAUUGACAGAAGCAUUAGUGAUGCUAAGGCACAAGUAGCUAAAGCUUCAGAUGCUGCCAGCAAAGGGAGAGAGCAGUUAUUGCGGUCAGAGAGCCAGGUUGACCUACUGAAACAGGCCCUUUCUGCAACAGAGGAGAAGACUAGAUAUGUUCGAGGACAGCUUUCCGAUGAGAAGAAAAGAACCAGACUUCUUGAGCAAUACAUCCAAGAAUGUUCCCGCAGUCAAGAACCAAAGCUUAAUCAGAUCAGGGCUGAUCAGCUAGCGAUUCUGAAGCGCUUCGAGGCCGUGUUUCGCACCUUGGGUAGCCAGCAACAGCUCUCUCAAAACACUAUUCAGCAAAUGAUCGGUCCUAGCUUAGACAAAUGUGUUACAACACUUGAUAAUCUCUGUGAAAAUAUUGUAAACAAUGACUCGAGUUUAAAGAACUGCAUUGACGGAGUCAAGGGUGAAAUAUCACGCAUGGGAGGUGAAUUGGUUCAACUACACGACUUGACCAAAGAAUGCCGCGCAAAUGAUGGCGGCUAUAUGACGAACCUGACCGAGCAACUCCAAAGCGUCACAAGUCAGAUUGCGAGCGAAUCAACGUUGGUCGAGGGAAUUUCCAGGAAUACGGAGCAUCUCGGCGGACUGAGAGAAACCCUUGAGCGCCUGUUACCUUUGACUGAUCAAUUGAACUGUUCUAUUGACGCAUUGAAGGACAACGAAGCAAGGCUUUGCGGCCAAAUGGAGCAACUCGAAGCCGACCUGGGUGAUGCGCGGACUCUCAAGAAUGCUGAAUUAGCUGCACUUGAACUCACGCGUCACGAGUUGGAGAAAGCUCAAAUAGAGGGCAGGAUGCAGAAAGUGGUGGCGGAGUCGGAAGCCAUGGCAGAAAGAUUGAGAGCAAAAAAUCUCGAGAACAAAGCCAUUUAUUCCUCCCUGCUUGAGGCAGAAUCACGAACUCAAGAGGUAGAAUCUUGUGUCCUGCAGCUCGAAUCGGAAGUUGUCACCCUGAGAGAUGCAGUCAAGAAGAAGGAGAACCAAGUCCGAGAGGAGUUGGGUCGGGCCAGUGUCAUCGCUCGCGAGCAGAUAAAGGCUAGAUACGAACAGCAACACCGCGAUCUGCUGAAAGAGAAAGUCGAUUUAGCGCAAUCAGUGGAUCUUCUUCAAAAGCAGCUUGACGAUACCAAGUCAACAUUCGAUGAGUUCAAAAGAACACGAGACAAAGAACAUGCCGAUCGAGGUAUACUUCUUGAUUCGAAGGCAAAGGAAGUUGAAGAGUUGGCUUGUCGUGAAUCCGAGACGGCCACUAAAUUAGCCGAGCAAGAGCAAGAGCUGACAAGACUGGCGGAACAGACAGCUCUGGCCGAAGCGCGGAGCACCUGUCUUCAAAAUCAAAUUGAGGAGACGAACAAGAAGGCACUCGCCCUCGAAAAUGACCUUAUUGAUACUCGUGACGAAAAAGACAAGGUUCUGACAGAGUUGCAGCAUAAGCUCGACGCGCUUUUGCAAGACAACAUGGAGAAACAAGAAGAGUGUCACAAGAUUCAGGAGAGGCUCACAGGUGUCCUAGCAGAACGAGCGGGUCUUGAGAGCGACAAGCUGAAGACAAAGGAUGAAAUCCACGCACUCCUUAAGCGAGUUCAAGAAUCAGAAGCGUGGGUAAACAAACUCAAGGAGCUUCUCGGUCGCGCAGGUCUCGCGGCGGCUACAGACUCGCUUACGGAGGUCUGGAGCAGGUUCGAGGUGAAUCUGCUGUCUACGGCUGGCAUUGCGCUUGAUAGUCGACAUGAUAUUCGGGUCAAUCCUGUCGAAGAAAGGUCCCUCGGUGCCAGUAGCGGUGGAUUGCUUUCCCAGGAGGAUAUCGAAAAGCCUGAGCAGAUCAAUUCCAAGUUGACAAGAGCCGCGACUACAGUGCCUGACAGCCAGGCAACCACUAGUCUUUCACCAGCAAGGCGAAGCGACAAAAUCAGUAAUGACGAGGCUUCUAUGGACUCAAUAUGCUUGCUGGAGUCAGGUAUUGUUCCAUUUUCUAGCAUCCAGCAGCAAUCCCCUCGCACUGAAUGCCUGUUUUCAAGAAACGAUAGCUUUGACCUCGCAGCCAUGCUUAUAUUCACUCCGGAAAGGGAAUCAGUGGCAGAUAGCUCUACCGUGGCAGAACUAGCUGCGAACUGUUCUACUAAGCGUAAGGGACAAGACUCGAUGGAAGGGCAACAGAACUCCCCAUCAAAAAGUUCUCCGAAGGCUGCAAGCCCUAAAAAUGAUGGUAGUCCACGCAGAGUUGAAAGAGCACCCACGGUACUCAAGUUACACUUGAGUAGUGGAAACAGCAAACCGGGUGAUAACAGAGCGAAGCACAGAUCAGUCACAUUCGAGACUGAAGUCCCAGCCGCGCAAAAAGGGAAACGCAAAUUACACGAUAUGGAGACUACUCACAGCCAGGAUAGCUCCGCAGACAGCUUUGAUGAGGAUAAUUCCAAGCGUUCGCGAAGAACAUACUCUAAGCAGCAACAGCAGUCAAUGACUCGGAUUCAGGGAAAGUCCAAGGGUCCAGGAGCAAGCGCCUCCAAAGAAGACAUUGCACAUGAAGUCACUGAAGCUGGAACGCCCCGCUCUAUCAUGAACAAGAGGACUAGAGUAUCCUUCGACACAAUCAAGACUACAUCGCAGACGGAGACAGUGACAGAGUACUUCGAUCGCAAAUCGAGCCCUGAAAAGCUUGCUUCUGGAAGCAGUAGACCUGCGCUGAUUGAUAAUCAAACUGGGUUCCAGAAGAAGCCGACUCGAGGUGGUAGAGGCGGCGGCCGAAAAACAAGAGGUGAGUAG
Molecule: messenger RNA, 3372 nt
Organism: Aspergillus aculeatus ATCC 16872
Lineage: Eukaryota; Fungi; Ascomycota; Eurotiomycetes; Eurotiales; Aspergillaceae
Exons: 5
Coding region: 1-3372 (1123 amino acids)
Source: RefSeq, a predicted model, not a curated record